AUGGAUCCCCACGUCGACGACCCCGCUGCCUCUGUGCCCGUCUAUAAUUUCUAUCAUAGCACAGACCAUGACUCGGCCUACGCGAUGGGCUAUCCUCCCUCUCUCGCCUCCUAUGCAUCCAUCCCCCAUCCAUCCGCCCGUGCCCAGAUCGUUCCGGAUAUCCAUCCAAACUAUCUCGCCAUGCAGCAGCAGCAACAGCAGCAGCAUUAUCCAGGCAACGUGUUCGCCUCUUCCCCGGCUCUCUCAAACACGCCCCCUCCUCCCUCCCCGGAUAACUACGAGGCCCUUUCUCCUCCUCUUUCCGGAUCAGAUACCUCCGCCGACGGCCUCUACCACCACUCCAACAGCUCUUCUGCAAACUCCCCCUCUUCCUCUAGGGGCCACAGUCUCGUGCAUCGUACUACCCCAAACAGGUACAAUCCACCUCCUUCUCCUUCAAGUUCAGGCUCUCGCCACCGCCGCGGUCGUUCUCAGGGCGAUUCCGACGACGAAGAAAUGGGUCUCGCCUACAACGCUGUAGAGAAUCUCGCCAACACCCGCAAGGAGGCUACUCGUCGUCAGCGUAUCGAGGCAGAGCAGCGCAGACGCGACGAGCUCAGAGAUGGUUAUGCAAAGCUCAAGGAUGCUCUCCCAAGUUCUAACCAAAAGAGCAGCAAGGUCACCCUGCUCGAGCGAGCUACCAACCAUAUCCGUGCCUUGGAGGAAGAGAAUCAGCAGCUCCAGAAACGCAUCGCAGAACUCGAGGCUGACGCCCAGCGUCUCCGCGCCCUCAAUGAAAAGAUUUCCUUAUCGACCGAAGGCACUCCCUCUCCAGAGCACGCUGCCACUGCCCUCGGCGGCCGGCCCCUCUCACCCCCUCCCGAUGUUCUCCCUGGAUCCAACCCCACUGCCGCUGCCCCCGCUCAUUCCCUCGUGAGCGUCCGAGGUCAGCACAUGAGCUCAGAGCACUCCAGCCCCUCUGCUUCUGAAGGAGGGCAUUGA
Messenger RNA from Psilocybe cubensis, 981 nucleotides. RefSeq lists its product as uncharacterized. The transcript is spliced from 3 exons. NCBI's taxonomy places the organism in Eukaryota, Fungi, Basidiomycota, Agaricomycetes, Agaricales, Agrocybaceae. Gene Ontology annotation, biological process: regulation of transcription by RNA polymerase II. The record is from RefSeq and is a predicted model, not a curated record. Bases 1 to 981 code for a protein of 326 amino acids. Gene Ontology annotation, molecular function: DNA-binding transcription factor activity, RNA polymerase II-specific; RNA polymerase II cis-regulatory region sequence-specific DNA binding; protein dimerization activity. Gene Ontology annotation, cellular component: nucleus.